Molecule: messenger RNA, 915 nt
Organism: Acaulospora colombiana
Lineage: Eukaryota; Fungi; Glomeromycota; Glomeromycetes; Diversisporales; Acaulosporaceae
Source: the annotation of a GenBank genome assembly
GUGGUGACCGUAGCAGCAUUUAUCAUCGUGGGCCUCUUACUGGAUGCGGGGGUGGUGGGGAAUCCCGGCGAGGCGAUAUGGUUCUCAAACUAUGCUCACGGAAUCACGGAUUUCUAUGGACUCCUCGCAGUGAUCUUAACCGCAGGAUUUUCCUUUCAGGGGGCUGAACUCGUGGGCAUUGCCGCGGGGGAAUCCAAGAAUCCACAGAGAAAUGUGCCUUACGCCAUAGGUCAAGUUUAUUGGCGAACGUUAUUAUUUUAUUUGUUCACAAUCAUGGUGGUGGGCCUAUUGAUUCCAUAUAACCAUCCAAAUCUAAUUGACAGUGGGGCUGACGCGUUGGCCAUAAGUCCGUUCACCAUCGUAUUCAAGGAGACAGGUCUCGGAGCAUCGAUGCAUAUUAUCAACUUUGUUAUCUUGACCACUGUUUUGUCGGCUGGAAAUUCCGGCGUCUAUGCUGCGUCUCGCGCACUUUACAAUAUGGCCUGUGAAGGAUGCGCCCCAAAAAUUUUCGGACAGGUCAGUGAAAAGGGGGUGCCGUUUUACGCUGUGUUCGCCACUGCCUCAGUGGCCUCCUACAGCGGAGCUCCCCUAUUCUUAACUCUGUUCUUUACCUUUAAGAUCUUCAAGAGGACCAAGGUUGUACCAUUGAUGGAAUGUGAUUUCGACAGAGGAUUUGAUCCCAAUGCCGUGGACAUUGACGAAGACCAAUUUGACAUCCUAACGAAGAUGACGGCAGUGAUGAUCAAAGGAGGAAAUAAGAUUAGGAAUGUUGACUUUUUGGGAAAUGUGAUUGGUAUAACAGGAAAAGGGAUACCGGGCGAUGGAAUCGUGACCGAGGGCCAGGUGGUUGUGGAUAUACCACAUCCGAAUGUUCCAAUGCCAGGGGAAACGCCCGUGGUGCCAGUAGCAGCUUGA